Messenger RNA from Cucumis sativus (cucumber), 7557 nucleotides. RefSeq lists its product as uncharacterized. The record is from RefSeq and is a predicted model, not a curated record. The coding region runs from base 1389 to 2801 and encodes 470 amino acids. Gene Ontology annotation, molecular function: protein binding. The transcript is spliced from 2 exons. NCBI's taxonomy places the organism in Eukaryota, Viridiplantae, Streptophyta, Magnoliopsida, Cucurbitales, Cucurbitaceae.
CUCCCGUCUCUUCACUCCACCGCCAUUCCAUUCGCACCCGUUUCUCCUUUCUUCGUUAUCAUCUUCACCAUAGAACCCUGAAAAUCCAACCUCAACCCCAUUCUUCUCCUUCUCCAUCUCCAUGAACUUUCUUCUCAGCGAUGGAGACCCACGGCGACGUCAAAUCUAAACAUUUCGAAAGACAACGACCCAUACUCGUUUUUAAAGAUUUCAAACACAAGUUAGUGUUUAAUACCUUUCACUUUUGUGUAUUUCCCUUUUCUGAGUUUAAUAAGUAGGUGUAAGAAAUCAAACAAAACCAAUUUGUGAAUAGUUUCUCACAUUUUCAUUCACCCUCCCCAUAUAUAUGUGAUCUAUGUCUCUGAUUGUUUCCUCAGAAAAUCUUAAUAAUGGUAUUGCUUAUGGUAGAUCAAGGAAUCUUUGAAAGUUAGAGAGUGGGUGGUAAGUGGAAAAAAAAUUUGAGUAUGGAAGGUGUUUGCGAAAAUGCCUAAGAGAGAAAAACAAAGUUUUUUAGGAUGUGGACAUUACAUGUAAAUUUGGUUUCUGCUUAUUUGAACAUUACAUGUGAUUAUUUAAUUAAGGUCAUCGGUUCCUAAUUGAGUAUAUACUAAAUGGGUAGAAACAUAAUAGAUUGAUUUAGAUUUAAUGAGAACUAUCAUUGAACUAAUAUAUAAUAAAACUAAGGUCUAUGGUUUUCAGCAUACCAAAACAAUAAACACUUAGUCUUUCUUGCAUCUUAUUAAGAAAAAGAUUUCGCUAAGUGCAUUCAGAGCUUUUGAUGAAAAAGACAAUAGUCAUUUUAUAGUCAUCAUCAAUACUUUAAUAAACUAGUAUGUCUUUUUAUUGUUGACAUUUUGAAAUAGAUGAUCUAGGUUAUUGUAUUAUAUGGAUGUAAAGUAAUUUAUGCUAACAAGAUCAUCUCCGUUCUAUGUCUCCAUCACAUAAAAUAAAAUUAAAAAAUUACUUAAAAAUCGGUGAAUAAGUGUAUUUAGGAGGCACUCAAAAAAAAAAAAUCUAAAUAAACACAUUUUUAAGAGCUUAUGAGUAAAGCUAAUAAAUUUAGAAGGUUUGAAGACCCAAAUAGAAUAUGAUUGAAAGUUGUAGGAACUAAAUAGAAUUUAAAGCAUGAAUAUUAAAUUCUUAUGUCAAAUUUUGAAUCCAAAAAUUGUGUUCCGUUCAACGAACGAAGCCCCACUCAUUUUCCCGGAAAAGUACCGAUCCGUCGCCGCCGGGAUAAUUUCUUCUUGAUUCCGUGAAUUUCGCCUGUUAUCUCUUUCAUUUCUACUGGAAUAUUUCAUUGACUUCAACCAAUUUCAAGCUGCUCAGUCGGCUUUCUUGUUUCUUAAUCAAAUUAGGGGUUUGAAUUUCGUCGAUUUUCAUUAUCUAUCAUGGGGGACUUAAAGAUUCAUAGAGCAUCUGAAAAGCCCAAUCUAGAUUGGGAAGCAUCACUCAAGCAGUAUGAAAACGUAAUGGCUUCAGAAUCAGAAGCACUUAAAGUGAAAGCCACAAUCAAAUUAGCCCAACUCUCCAAAAUUGCCCCGGAAAAUAUUUUGAAGAGUGUUAUACCCAUUAUUGCUAAGCCUCUCGAAGAUAACCCCACCAAUAAUGCAAGCCAAUCCAUGAGAGCCGCUGCUGCAUAUUGUCUAAGAUGUAUAUCUUGUCGAGGUGAUGGUACGUUGGCAACGGCGGUAGGUCAUUCCGGCGCUUUAGAAUCUUUGGUCAAGUCAUUGCUACAUUCUAGUGGUUGUUUUUGUAAGAUUCUAGUGAAAUGUAUUUGGAGCAUUGUUACUUUUGAUCAAAGUAGUCGUGUGAUUAUAGCAAGAAAUGGGGGUUUGGAAGUUAUUAUUUGUAUGCUUGUUUUGGUAAUUGAUGGGACUAGGAGAUAUUUACUGGAGAUUUUGAGUGCUAUGGCACUACUGAGAGAGGUUAGGAAGGCCCUUAUUAGAUCAAGAGGCCUCCCUUUUCUUGUGCAAGCUGCUAGAUUUGGCUGCAUGGCUUCCAGAGAAAGAGCUUGUGAAGCAAUUGGGUUAAUUGCAAUUACAAAACGUGGAAGAAACAAACUUGUUGAGUUGGGAGUGGUUCCAGUGCUUAUUGAGCUACUUCGUGAAGGAGAUUAUGUGACAAAAUUGGUGGCUGGUAAUACCCUUGGAAUAGUUUCAGCUCAUCUGGCCUAUAUUAGGCCUGUUGCACAAGCUGGGGCUAUCCCGUUAUUUGCUGAUCUUCUUCAGUGGUCUGAUCCUAUUUGUAAGGAGAUUGCAGAGGAUGUAUUCUGUUUGUUAGCUGUUGCUGAAACGAAUGCAGUUGUAAUUUUUGAUCAUCUAGUGAAAGUUCUUAAAGAAGGUGAUGAUAGAGGAAAGGCAGCAGCUGCUGAUGUAUUGAGGAUUCUUUCUAGCUAUAAAUACUCCAUAUCAGUUGUGCAGAAUUCGGGUGCAAUUCCAGUUUUGGUGGAUCUAUUACACGAUGGGAAUCACGAAGUGAGGGAAAAAGUCUCUGGAGCUAUAGCACGAUUAAGUUGUUAUGAGACAGACAGGGUUGCACUUGCUGAUGCAGGGGCAAUCCAAGGACUAAUAGGGCUAUUGCAAGAUGACUUAGAAAAAGUGAAACUUAAUGUUACUGAGGCCGUUACAAGUUUUUCUAAAGACCCCUUAUACUGUACUAGAGUAGCUGAAGCUAUCAGCACUCCUGCUUUCCAGAAUUUGCAGGAAAGAAUAACUCAUAUUCGUGCUGCUGAAUGGCAAAGCAUGGUGUCUGUGCAUCAAUUGGGAAUCAACCAAUUUACAUUUGAUCUGGAUCUUCUGUAACUUUUUGUGGUACUUUUUUUCGUAUGUCCCUUGUAAUCUAAGAAGCAUGCUAUUAAACCAAACAUAAGAUGUGAAUACAAACUUAGAUAGAUGCAUGCGCUUUAUUUUCUCGAAUAUAGAAUUAGGACGUAAACAUUUUAUAAACACAUUUAUGAAUAUCAUAUUUUGAUGUUUUCAUGCUCAAGCAUUUACAUUUAAAACAUAACCUGAAAGAAAUAAACCAUACGUCUUUGAGUGUAUGAAAUUGAUAACAUUGUUGAAACGAUGGAAUGUAACUUCUUGCGACAAAUAUUCAUGUAGAAGAUCUGAAACCUAAAAUGUAAGAACUUACUUCUAGAUUACUCAAUAUUUUAUAUAAAGAAAAUGUCGUUAAAAGAAAAUUAUACACUUAAGCAUGCCUCUGAUUAUUUGAAUCUGUAGCUCUUGGUUUUAUAUCAUUUAAAUUUUUUAGUUCAACAAUUGGGGGUGAGCUAAACUCUUAACUUUGAGAUGGUGAUUAGUGUCUUAUGCACUAAACUCCAUUUUAAUUUGGCUGUGUAAUCUUUGUUUUGGAAAUAUAUCUUUCUUUUGGGCAUUUCUAUGAAGAUUCGUUAGAAUGCAGCUAGUGAUAAUUAUUGCCCUUGAUCCCUUUAUUUUGGAUGUGUGCUUUUCUGUUAAUUACAUUAUUUUCUAGUCGUAUUGUAACCUAUCUCACUCUCUGUUAAAAACAUAAGUUUUAUCAUAUAUUAUUCAACUUCAACUUGCGAGAAAUUCUCAUGAUUGAGAGAGUUGGGACCUGGCGUCUCUUUCAUAAGUCAUUCAUGCCGUGAUCCUUAGUCAUUGGAUUGAGGACAAGAGGGUUUGGGUGUUGUACACUUUUGAUGUUUUUAUCUGCAGCUUCACUUUCUCUAUCUCAAUUUUCUCUUCCUUGAUUAAUAGCCUUCAUCUCGUUUUGAUGAUUUAGAUUUUGAAUGUUCCAAGAAAGAUGAAGUUCUUUUUGAGUUGUGGUCCAUGGUCGAAUUAAAACUGUGAUCACUAUUUAGAGGUUUAUCUUUUGUUUGUUUCUCUAAGUGGACCAUGUUGUGUAGGAAAAAAAGAUUAAAGUUAUAUUUUAUUGCGGCACAACUCUUUUUCCGGCCCAAUAUGGGGCAGAUGCUUGCAAUUGUUGGGGUUCAACCUCACCUUUAAUUUGGAAUUUAGCGGGUUAUUGGAAGAAUGAGGAAAUUUUCUUGGCAAACAAAUUUGUUCAUUUUGUGGUGUAUUAAACUGCAGAAAUAGGAACAUUUAUUUAGAACAUGUAAUAUUGAGAUCAAGGAGAUUGUGAAGCUAAGCAUUUCACUAUAUCAGUGCCUUCACUUGGGCUUUGUUUGCUAUUUUCUCCCAUAAUAUUCUUCUUUUCUAUUUUGAUUAUUGUUGUUUAUUUGAUCGUUAACGUUUCUAUUUGUAAGGGUGGGUUUGAAGUUCUUACCGUUUGUUUGCUCUGUAUAACCCAGGUCCCCUCUAUUUGCUACAUUUCGUUUACCAUCAAGAAGUAAAUUGAUUUUGGAGUUUCAUUUUCUUACAUUUAAAAAUAUGUGGAAAGAAAACCUACUGAGCUUAAAAAGAAGGAUCUCCAAGUAGAGAUUUUGUUGGAGAGGUAAUAGUUGCGUGAAUAUUUUGGGCAGAGCUAAAGAGAGAAGUUGCAAAAAAAUAUGUCCCCAAUAUUUGAGGGCUCCUUAUAUUCAUUUUGAAAAGUUUCAUGUAUACUCCCUAGCCAAACCCUCAACUGCUUUUACAGGACCAGAUUAAAGAACUCCAGCUUGUUUUCCUUCUAAAAACAAUUCCACAAUUAAUUAAGUCAAGCUGUUCUAUUCUGAAAAUCAUGUCCUCUUAAUUUUAGAUGUGCUAAAAGGCCUCCACCAUAAGCUUCUCCAGAUGUGCCAAGUAAAGAUCAAACGGCUGGCAUUUUCCAUCUGUGAAACAGAGGAUAUUUCAUAUUGCAGUGUGGGUAGAGACCGCCGUGACUUGAGAUAAUUCUUGCUUGUAACCAGUGAUUUGUUCUCAAUACUUAAAGAAGAGUAGUCUAGAGGAUUACUUUCACCCUUCUAUGGUAUUAGGGCAUUUACCUUUCCGUAGAGCCUUGAACGAUGCCUUUGGUGCAGGGUGAUCUGCAGUUAGCAUGCUGAGAAGAGACUUGCAAUUUAGAAUACCUGAAGGAUCUAUUUUACUAACUAUUUGGUGCUUCAUACUUCGAUAAGAAAAUUUUUCCUCACUUGAAAGAGGUGUGUCCAUUCCACUAUUUAAAGUAAUUUGGAGUCCCUGUGAUUGUAGUGUUGGUCGACACUGUCAAACUGAAGAGUUUUUGCUGCCUAUCUUUGCAUAAUCUUACAGUUGAAGUCUUUUCCAACUUUGAAGGUGGAAAUCUCAAUCAGAUUGUGAAAGUUUCAAAAUAUGCAUCCAUAAGAUGCAGCUUCUGGCUUACUUCUUUUUAUAUCUUUGCACCCAAAGCCUUAACUCACUACUUAACAUUCACAACUUCUCAUGACAUAAGAAAUCAUGCUCUAGAAGCUAUUUGGUAAGAGAGGCAUUUGUGAGUCUGCGACUGGCAUAUUAUCAGUACUCAAAGCUCCUGGUUCUUAAGAAGGGAACCAAUCUAGUAACUAAUAUGAUGCCAUCAAGGUAUAGUCAUCUCACAUGGGAAAUAUCUCAAAAUUUUAUUGAUUUCUUCAGCCAAAGUAAUAAGUUAAAACAGCCUAAGAAACCGGAAACAGUAAUUUGAGAGUCUAACAACAAAGGAUUAGAUCAAGGUGAACUUUUCUCUAGCAGAAGUAUAAAUUUUCUUCCAUUCCUGAAAUUUUUUUGGGAUUUUUCCCAUGUGUGAUCCAAAAAUCUCUCGAGUUGCCGCUUAAAAGUAAACCCAAAUAGUCUAGAGGCCAACCCUCCACUGCACAACAGAAAGUAUCUGCCACAGAAGCUCUUUAUUAUUGAACCCACCUUUAUAAUUAUUUAAGUUGACUCUCUAACCGGAUAGCUAACUUGCUCUGUCAGUUAAACCUACUGUAUCAUCCACAAUAUGCAGAGUUUAAUGAUCAUGUUAUCACUUGCUAUUCAAACCCUCUGUAUGAAGUGGGAGGUUUUUAGUUGAGUCCUCGUAUCCUACUGUUAUCUCCAAGUUGAGUAAUAAUUCAGCAGGACAUCUUAACUAUAGUUGCACUUUGUGACACAAGCAUAAGAUAUGAAAAAGAUAAAAGGUCCCUCCCUCCCCCUACCCAAUACCAAUAGCAUAGGUUUUGAUUGAUAAUGAAAUUUUAUGAUUUAUACUGAUGUUCAGGUUUUCAGCUGAAUUUGCGUGAGACUUUAAAUCACAGUUUCUUAUUUUGGCUGAUAGCCUCUUAACCUCUUGCUAGCAUGGCAAGUAAGUCUCUUGAACCUUCCUUAAAUGAAAGGAUAUGUACCAGGUAGUAUUCAAAUACAUUUCUAAAAUGGGACUGCAGGGUUUAACUCGAUUAGUUGGAUGGUUAAAAUCCCUUCAAAGUUGAUUUUAUAAAGGAGCCCUACAGUCAGGACACAGGAAGCUUCUAUAAUGUACCUGCUUCUUUCAUUUGGUAAUAGAAAAAACAUAUUGGAAAAUAAUGUAGUUUUUUCACUUGACUGCAGUUCCAUGGAAGGUUAAACUAUGGUAAAGGCUCAUAAGAGUUUGUGCUACUUCUUUAAAAAAUAAAAAUAUCUCUUGCUCUGCGAAAAGGGGUUUGAAGAUCAGAUAUUAUUUCUCUUUGUUUUGUUUGUUUAGCUCAUGCUGCAUCAGCUGCUGGAAGCUUUUGGGAUGCAUUAUGUGAAGACUGCAAAUGUACCAUCUCUGACGUGUCGUGUGGUCCUUUGUUCUAAGACGUGGCUGAAGUUGUUUGAAUACCAUUAAGAGUAUUUUGUAGGAAAUUUAGAUGGAAAGAAAUAGUUCAUUUCUAGUGUUUCUUGCUUCUAAUUACUAUGUUCUUUAAAUUGACUUCUGAAAUUAUAUUCAUUGUUUUAUCCUUGCCAAUUGGGAUGCAUUUUUAUAGACUUCUUGGCUGCAACAGAUGUCUAUCUUCCUCUUUAGUAUUACAUCAUUUCUUUGUAAUGUAUGUAUUAUUGCCUUGUCCCAGAAAAGUAAUAAUCUUGUAUACAAAACUGUUUUGUUGUUAAUAGGCCAUAGUUUAUGAAGUUUGAAGUUGAGAAGUUCUAAAUGUGAUAAGUUCUUUUGUCAGAUCUCCAUCCCUAAAGUUCAAGAAGAAGAGAAAAAAACAAUGUCCAUAGAAACGAAAGGAGAAGAAAAGAAGGGUUGGCACCAUAACUACUGCCAUUUUAUAGAGAGAGUUUCUGUUUGGAAUUUGGUUUGUGUUUGCAGGCUUCUGACUCCAUCCGCAGGCGUUUUACUGUAACGCAACCACUUUGUUGGCCGUCCCCCCACAGCAGUGUAGUAUCAGAGCAGGCUGCGGAUUUGUGAAUAUGCCAUGGAAGUAGCUGCCACAGCUUCUAAUGGCAUCCUAGGAGGAGUCGUACACUCACUUGCAUGCAAUCCCCAAAUCUACACUGUUUCAUCACCUAAGCUUUCUUUAUAUAUAUUCUGUUUUGAUUCUCUAUAAUUAUAUGGCAAUCAUAGUAUCUCCAUGUUUAGAUCUCUCCAACUGUUUUAUGUUGAUUAUGACAACUGUUGAAUGUCGAUUAUGACACAGAUGAAGUGAGAGAGAAUGGGGGAAAUCUAUUGAUUUUACUCUCUUACACUUCUCUCUUUAUUAUUUAUGAAUAUUAAAUAUUUGUCUAA